CAUGUUCCCAUGGGAAAAUCUACCGUCGGAGGAGGACCGAUCCCACAACAGCGGCCCCCAGCAGACGCAGGACUGUCUGCGUCAAACCAGGACGGUGACGGGACGCGCACGUCGUCUCGCCAUUGUUGGAGACUCCAGAGGCCGCGCCAUUUACGCCAACAUGCUGAACGUCACAGAUCCGAUGCAGCCCGUCUGGCAGCGACCUGAGAACAUUACCGGAGAGGUUAAUGCGGUCAAUUUUACACUAUUUUCACCCGGAUUAGAGCCUCAGACCUUCUGCUCAAAGGGCCUGUGCUCAAGUAAUGCCACCAACGAGUUUGUUGAAUUUCAGUACCAUUGGAGACCAUUCGCAGACCGACAUCUAGUGGAGACAUUGCAAACUUUAGCUGUUGAGUGUGCCACAGAGCGGCGCAAGUGUCCGGAUAUGGUGUUACUCAAUAACGGCAUCUGGUACUCGGGGAGGGUGCCAUACAUGUUCCAGUUCCAUCAGUGCGAGCAGUUUACCAUGUUCCGCCGGGGACUGCAGCGCCUGGUGCCGCCCCUAAUUCAGCUGGCGCGGCGCACCCUCACCGUGUGGAAACUGGAAGAAGCGAUGCUCUUCGAGUUUGUGCGUGACAAACAUGAACCCGAGCUGACCAAGACGGAGUACAUGGCGCUCGUCGUGAUUCAGCAGGCUCUGGUGUACGAGAUGAGCUUGCAGGUGCCGGAGCUGGUGAUCUGGUCCUCUCUUCUACCAGAAGUAACCCGUCACAUGUUUCACGUGUGCGCUCGGGCGCCGCCGGACGGCUGGCCGGAGUGUCCCGACCCGGUGCAUAUGGGAAAAUACCUGCAGGACAGCUUCUGCAGUACCCUGCUGAGAGCCCUGUGCGUACGAGCGAGAACAAAGCGACGGUAAUGGUGGCAGGCAGUGACUGGAAGUGGAGGCGGUGUUCGAAGGGUGAGCUGAUAGUGGACGUUUGCCAGACGAUAGCGUUGAACCUGAGGUAUACGGUAAUUGAAGGUCAACAAAGCACUGACCAGCGCGGUGCCAGGACUGUCAUACAUUUUUGAUUUUUGGAUGACGAGUUGCCAAUGAGAAAUAUAUGAUUUUAAAAAGU
Molecule: messenger RNA, 1097 nt
Organism: Amphibalanus amphitrite
Lineage: Eukaryota; Metazoa; Arthropoda; Thecostraca; Balanomorpha; Balanidae
Exons: 3
Coding region: 2-895 (297 amino acids)
Source: RefSeq, a predicted model, not a curated record